Molecule: messenger RNA, 1182 nt
Organism: Paramecium tetraurelia
Lineage: Eukaryota; Ciliophora; Oligohymenophorea; Peniculida; Parameciidae
Exons: 2
Biological process (GO): endocytosis; signal transduction; peptidyl-serine phosphorylation
Cellular component (GO): nucleus; cytoplasm
Molecular function (GO): ATP binding; protein serine/threonine kinase activity
Source: RefSeq, a predicted model, not a curated record
AUGGAAUAUACUAUUAAGGAUAUGAGUGGAUUCCUCUUAAAUAAAUAAUAUAAGCUUCUCAAAAAACUAGGAGCAGGAGCAUUUGGUGAAAUCUAUUCAGCCAUAGCCAAUGGAUUAGAUUAUGCAAUCAAAAUUGAGCGAUCUGAUACGAAACACCCCCAAUUGCUAUUUGAAUCCAAGCUCUAUCAAUAUCUAAAUAAUUCCCCUAUAAUUGGCAUACCAAAAUAUUAUGGAUUUUACCAAUAAGAUGGUUACAAUUUCUUAGUCAUGGAACAGUUAGGCAAAAGUCUUGAAGACAUUUUCACAGACAACAAUCGCAUCUUCUCGUUGCAAUCCGUCACUGUAUUAGCACUCCAAAUGUUAGAAUGUAUUGAAUUCCUACAUGGCAAAUAAUUCCUUCACAGAGACAUUAAGCCAGACAAUUUCUUAUUGGGCAAAACACAUAAAGACAGAGUCUAUAUGGUCGAUUAUGGAUUGGCUAAAAAGUACAUUAAUAAAGAUGCUCACAUUCAAUACAAAGACAAUAAGGCUUUGACUGGAACUGCCAGAUAUGCUUCUAUAAAUACUCAUUUAGGAAUUGAGUAAUCUAGGAGAGACGAUUUAGAAUCUCUUGGAUAUGUAAUAAUGUACUUCUUAAGAGGUGCAUUACCAUGGUAAAAUUUAAGAGCUAACACUCAAAAGGAUAAAUAUGACAGAAUUAUGGAAAAGAAAUUGGCCACUUCAAGUGAAACUCUGUGUAAAAAUCAUCCCAAAUAAUUAUUUCAUUACAUUGAAUAUACCAAGAAUCUCAAAUUCGACGAAAAACCAGAUUACAGCUAUCUGAAAAAUUUAUUCAUGUCUAUAAUGAAGGAAAAUGAAUUAAGAAUAGAAUACAUCUAUGAUUGGGAUGAUGAAGACACUCAUCGCGAUAAAAUACUUUUAAAGAAUUAAUCAUCAUAAUAAUAAGAUUAAUAACAAAGCAAUAAUCUUAUUAAGAAUACUAAUUAUUCAUAAUAUAAUAACAAUAGAUAAUCAGUUAUGAAAACUAAAACUUCAUCCAUUCAUUCGAUAAACAAGGUUUCAGUACUUAAAAUUUAAUCAAAUAUUAAUACUUAAAAUAGUUAAAAUAAUACUAAAAAAAACCCAAUCAAUAAUAAAGUUAAAUCAAUUAUCAAAAAACAUUCAAGUUUACAUUAUAACUGA